AUGGAGCCACCUGAUCACGAGGACGUACCACACCCGGCUCCGGUGGUCAAGCGCCGAAGGGUCGCUCUAGCCUGCGAUCCAUGUAGAAUCCGAAAAUCCCGAUGCGAUAGUUCUCGACCCAAGUGCUCUUCGUGCUCCCAUCUGGGGUUCGACUGCGUGUACACAACCCCAACUUCUGCCUCUAAUGUCAUUGUGCAAAAGGACUAUUUACAUGCCAUUGAAUCCCGCCUUAACCAACUGGAGGAGUCCCUAUCUACGGUCAAAGAUGGACUUAGCGGGCUGUCUUCUCGUGUAAAUCAGUGCUGCAAUCCGGCACGGGAUCCAGACGGACCUGUCAACAAUGCACGGCAAGAUGUCCCCAUACCAGACCUCGCUGGCACGGAAGACUCCGUGGAUGCGAUGGGUGCCAUAACUCUAGCUGAGGAAGAAGACUCUGGAUUCUUUGGGCCUUCAUCCAAUGUUGCAUUUACACGCCAUCUAUGUAGAUCCAUUGGACAACCUGGGGCACCGCAGGGAAGCUCUACAGUACUGCCAUUAGACACAACAGCUUAUGACGGCGGCUUCGUGAGUGCUUCUCGCCCCCCAUCACCGCCAGGGCAGCCUGACGGCGUAAGAUUCGACAGAAGCACGAAUAAUGUCUUCACACUACCGGCCACCUCCGAGACAAAGAGACUAAUCACUCAGUACUUCACUGACACAGGGCUUCUUUUCCCAUACAUACACCCUGAAACCUUUCUUGAAACAUACGAUGCCAUGCUACGUGAUAACACAAAAGUACGCAGGACAUGGCUCGGCCUUUUAAACAUGGUCCUAGCUAUGGCUGUGAUUACCACUACCCCGGGUGGUGCACCCGCAAAUGUGAGAAUAGACGAAUCUGAUAUCUUCUAUCAACGGAGCCUGAGUCUAUGUGGGAAAGAAAUCUUGCGUGGGACGACCCUAGAAGUUGUUCAGUAUCUUCUUCUUAUGGGCCAAUAUCUGCAAGGGACUCAGAAAUCGGUCCAGGCAUGGACAGUGCAUGGUCUCGCGGUAAAAGCGGCAUUUCAGCUGGGGCUGCACUCUAAAGAUGCUUCUCGCGCUUUCCCCCGUCUAGAACAGGAGACGAGGCUACGUACUUGGUUUGGCUGUGUCAUGCUUGACAGGACUUUGAGCAUGACGUUUGGCCGCCCAGCUGCCAUUCCAAACAGCUAUGUCAAACUCAAACUGCCAGCCAGCGAUGUCAUGUUUGAUUCGUCCAGGGUUGUGGACGAAAAGACAUCCUCCCUCAGCUUAGUGCUAUACAACUCAACUAUAACCCUGUAUAAUCAGAUCUGUAAGGCCAUUGAUUUACUGUAUGGCCAAAACCUAGGAUGUGAUCCCCCAUUGCCGAUUAGUGAGGCUGUCGCACAUGUUUUCUCCCUAGAGCAGGAGUUAUUCUCGUGGGAAAGACAGCUUCCUGACUCCCUGCGGUUGAUCAAUGGCGACGGAGUAGAAGAGGCGCAUAAGGUCGCUGCCUCGGACUACGACUUUGCCGCUCUGAAAUUUCGUAUUAUCCUAACACUGCGAUACGCAAACUACCGCCUGCUUCUACACCGGCCGAUCCUCGUACACUUUCUCGACGCCUGUGGCGGAUCGCAGCCCGACCCCCAACAAUUGCAGCUUCUUCACCAGCUCGGCCUGAGCAGUUUGCAAAUCUGCGCUGAUUCGACUAUACAGAUUAUUGAUCUUGUAUACGACAUUGUUCAUCGGUCGGACAAGCGGCCCAAUCUACUGGGGGCGUGGUGGUUCUCACUCUAUUAUAGCUUCAACGCUGCACUAGUUAUCCUCGGUAUUCUCACAGUCGGUCGCGAAGGGAGCGUGUCAGGCCAGCUGGCGAGCGGAGUCGUAGAUAAAGUUAAGAAGCACCCUUUCCGUGCAGUCGCAGCCUUACUUAAACUGGAUACUGGCAACCGCAUGGUAGACCGCUGUCGACUUUAUCUGGAAAGACUCAUAAGUAGUUCGGGCCUCUACAGUGAGUUAGCUAUCUUGAUUGCCGUACAUUCCGAGGUCCAUCUAACCAACGGGAAUAGGCAUCGAUGA
This is a messenger RNA of Aspergillus bombycis, 2055 nucleotides long. RefSeq names its product putative C6 transcription factor. Gene Ontology annotation, cellular component: nucleus. The transcript has 8 exons. The record is from RefSeq and is a predicted model, not a curated record. Gene Ontology annotation, molecular function: zinc ion binding; DNA-binding transcription factor activity, RNA polymerase II-specific; RNA polymerase II cis-regulatory region sequence-specific DNA binding. Lineage: Eukaryota; Fungi; Ascomycota; Eurotiomycetes; Eurotiales; Aspergillaceae. Gene Ontology annotation, biological process: positive regulation of transcription from RNA polymerase II promoter by galactose; DNA-templated transcription. The coding region runs from base 1 to 2055 and encodes 684 amino acids.